UCUUGUCGCUUGUCGGUGGUUACUUUAUGAAUCCCUUCAUCUCAUCUCAUUUUUCUGUUCACUUUCACACGCUGUUCCGUAAACUUAUGUCCUAACAUCACCUCUAUUUAAUACACUCCCAUCAUCUUUUUGAUUCAGAAAAACUCACCUCUGCAUAUAAAGAUCUUAUCUUUAUUCAAUUGUGUCUUCAAAAAAAUAAUCAUGAGAAUAUACCAAGAAAUGAAAGAUGAAGAAGCUCAAUCAAGAAAUAGUAGCACUACAAAUACAGUAACAACAACACCAGUUUCAACAAUAGCACCAUUAGCAGUAACAUCAACUGCAAAGAAAGAUCAAGGAUUUAAUGGGUUAUUUGGUAAAGGGAAAUACAAAUUGUGGGUAUUGGCUGCAAUUUUAUUGCUAGCUUUUUGGUCUAUGUUUACUGGCUCACUUACUCUAAGUCUUAACUGGUCAACUGCAAAUCUCAGCCGUUUAUCUGAUACCUCUGAUUUCUCGAUCCAUGAAGAUCUUGAUAUUCUGGUAUUGGAGGAAAGAGAGAAAAUGGUGAAACAUAUGUGGGAUGUGUACACACAGAGUAGCAGAAUUAGGUUGCCUAAGUUCUGGCAAGACGCUUUCCAAGCAGCGUACCUAGAUUUGACAAGUGAUUCACCAGCCAUCCGAGACACUGCUGUUUCGGAGAUUGCCAAAAUGUCCCUGCGUUCCACUUCCACUUAUGAAUCACCUUCCAACAAGCACACAGAACCAAGAAUUUACGUCUAACAAACUACUGUUGGAUCUGGUUGGUUAUAAAUACGAACAGAGAAGCAGAGAAAGAAAAAGGAUCGAAAAGCCAGGCGAAGACGAUGACUACAAAGCAAAAGCAAUAAUGGGGAGGGCAAUAGUUCUGCUGAGAUGAAGGUAGAUGCAGACUUGUGGUUGAACGCAAUUCUUCUUGGUGGUCAAAGCUUUUUUACUUGUAUUUAUACUACUGCUAGAGCUUUAUUUAGAUAUAAGAUCAAAGUUUAGUGAAGGCAAAGGUCUUCCUUUUGAUUGUUCCCAGUUAAUAAUACCAUUUCAAAGCCAGUUGGUUAA
Messenger RNA from Lycium barbarum (goji berry), 1068 nucleotides. RefSeq lists its product as uncharacterized. The coding region runs from base 202 to 756 and encodes 184 amino acids. The transcript has 3 exons. The record is from RefSeq and is a predicted model, not a curated record. Lineage: Eukaryota; Viridiplantae; Streptophyta; Magnoliopsida; Solanales; Solanaceae.